AUGAACAGAUUCAGAGGUGCCAGUAGAGCCGUACAGGCCAUUCGUUUCAGUUCUUCCAGCGCUUCAGAAGAAGCCCUUUAUCUUAAUCCUCACGCAUGGCAAGGAUUACCAGCUGAUCAAAUUUUUGAAUUACAAAAAUUAAGAAAGAAAUAUAUGGGAACUGCUUAUAGUCCUAACGAUGAAGAAAGAAAGGCAGUUUUAUCUACAAUUUCUGCUUUAGCCAACAAUCCAAAGAUUGGAUAUGCGUUUGAAAUUGAUAAUUUCAAAGAAAGAUUCAUGAAUAACACUCCAAUGAAAGAAAGAGGACUUCCAGCAAAACUUUCUAAUCAAUAUGUUAUAGGUAAAGGUGCUACUCCACAUGAAAAGAGAAGAAUUGAACAUCUUAAUAGAGUAUGUGCCUAUGAAAUGCCAUUGUUAGUUAAGUAUCGUCAACCUUAUGUUCCAAAACCAAAAACUGAAACACCAUUAAAAUUGACUUAUCAUACUGAUUUUGGUAAAGAAACAAGUAAUAAAUUUAAUCGUAAAGUUAUUCUUGAGGUUUCGGUUGAUAAUUUGAAGUUAGAUGCUAAACAAUUACAUAAAUUUAAAGUUUUAGCUGAUGAGAAAUACAAUAGUGAAACUAAUAUUUUCACCAUGGAAUCUAAUCAAUAUCGUGAAGCAGCUCAAAAUGUCAAUUGGCUAGUUGAUACUUUUAAUAAGUUAUUAGUUGAAGCUAAAGAUUUAAGCAAAGAAGAUUUUGCUGAUGUUCCAGAAAAGAAGACCAAGACUAAACAAACUAAGACUCUAAUUAAGCAAAGUAAGACUGGAAUAGCCGAUUUCCCAAAGGAAUGGAAAAGACCUCAAGAUGCUCCAAUUAAAAAACAUGCAGUUGUGAACAAGUUAGUUGAUGCUUUGAAAAAGAAGGGUGAUCAACAAUUUAUUAACAAAAUAAGACCAUAA
Molecule: messenger RNA, 939 nt
Organism: Hemisphaericaspora subhashii
Lineage: Eukaryota; Fungi; Ascomycota; Pichiomycetes; Serinales; Debaryomycetaceae
Product: mitochondrial 37S ribosomal protein mS35
Exons: 1
Coding region: 1-939 (312 amino acids)
Biological process (GO): mitochondrial translation
Cellular component (GO): mitochondrial small ribosomal subunit
Molecular function (GO): structural constituent of ribosome
Source: RefSeq, a predicted model, not a curated record